AUGUCCGGCGACACUGAGAAAGUCGAACUCGAGAAGGGCAAGGUGGAGAAGAUGCCGGCGCUGCACCCCGAGACCGCCAACCUGACAUACCGCAAGCCGUCGUCCUACGCUGCACUCGACCCGACAGAGCAGCCAGAAGACGACGACGAUGACAAGCUCGCCUCCCCGCAGACGAGAGCGAAGGAUUUGACGCCGUUUGCGCCCCUCGACAUUCCAAUGAAGUACCGCCUGGUGGCCCUCGUCACCAUCCUCUUCUACACGACCGGGGCGGCGUUCGCAGAGUCCACUCUCGGACCGCUCAAGAGCACCUUUGUCAAGGAGCUUCACAUCAACAUGUCGAAUAGAGCCUUGCAAUCCCAUGUGCAUACGCUCACCCCAGAUGCCCAGUUCGCCUCGAUCUCGACAGCGAGCAACCUGGUGAACACCGUUCUGCCGCUGAUCGGCGGCACGAUCAUGGACUACUAUGGGACGCACUAUGCCAUCGCGGCUGGCGCUGCGAGCACGAACAACUACACACUGCUGAUUGGUGGACGGAUCGUGAUGGGUCUCGGCUCGAUCGUGCUCGAAGGUGCGCAGUCGAAGCUGUAUGCGCACUGGUUCAACGGACGGUGGCUCGCGACCGUGAUCGCCCUCGACCUGGCGUGGGGCAGUGCGACCGUCGUCAUCGCCAGAGUCAGCGCUGUGCCCAUGUCCCACCUCGGGGGAUGGUAUGGGUGGGCGCUAUGGAUCCCCGUCUUCGUAAUUGCGGCGUGCACGCUGCUCGUGAUCGCGUACACGAUCUUCGAGCAGAAGUACCUCCCCAAGGAGUUCCGGCCGGUGACGGGAUACGAGCUUGAGCAGAAACGCAAGGCUGCCGGAGAGCACACGCACAAGGACGGCAUGCCUUCCUUCUACCUGAUCAUGGCGGGUGCGCACAUAUUCCAGAACUCGGCGCGCACCGUGUACUCGUCAAACCUGACCGACAUUCAGGAGCGCACGCGCGGCACGACGGCGCUGACCGGCGGAUACUACUCGGCGCUGCUGAACGUUGUCGUCAUUGUCGUCGUGCCGCUCCUCGGCGUGUUCUUCGACAAGGUCGGCUGGCGCAUGCCCUUUGUCUCCCUCGGGGCCGCCACGUACGUCGUCGCGUUUGCGCUUAUCGGCUUGACCAAGGUGAACGCUGUCGCGCCGAUCCUGCUUGCCUCCUUCGCGCUCUCGCUCAACGUCCUGCCGUGGAUCAGCUCGUUCCCAAUCCUUGUCCCUGAUCCUACACUGAUCGGAACGGCGUAUGGGCUGUGGUCUGGCUUCAUUGCCUGCAACAACGUUAUCCUGGAGGUGUCAUGUGGUGCUAUUCAAGACGCAACACCUGGUCAGACCUAUGAUCGUGUGAUCUACGUCUUGAUCGCGAUCAAGAGCUGGCAGAUCCUCGAGGGCCCGCUGUUCGACUUCCUCGACGGCAAGCUGCUCGGGCAUACCCUGCGGAUGAACGAGAAGCAGCGGCUCAAGUAUGACGCGGAGCGCGAGGAGGCCGGCGUUGAUGCCCCCGGAUACCGCAUCAAGAAACCCGUUACCUGGGUUGUAGGGUUGCAGUACGUGACCAUGGUCAUUAUCUCAUGGGUGCUGUUCUUUAUUUACUCGAUGUAG
Molecule: messenger RNA, 1623 nt
Organism: Trichosporon asahii var. asahii CBS 2479
Lineage: Eukaryota; Fungi; Basidiomycota; Tremellomycetes; Trichosporonales; Trichosporonaceae
Exons: 7
Coding region: 1-1623 (540 amino acids)
Biological process (GO): transmembrane transport
Molecular function (GO): transmembrane transporter activity
Source: RefSeq, a predicted model, not a curated record